AGAUUAAUUAUAAUAAACAGAAAAAUAAACCAAAGUAGAAUAACAAGAAAAAAAAUAUGAACAAAAAGCGGAACCAAAUAAUAAUUAAAAGAUUAAAGAAAGAAAUCGUACAAGUAAUUUUAUUUCUCAUUUAGUGCAAUAAAAAAGCCAGACAUAUAAAGAAAUAAGAGAAAAGUAUUAAAAAGACAGACAUUAACAUAUCUUAUUACAUUAAUCUUUAAUUGAUAUCGGUUUAAAAUUCAAUAAUAAUUUAAUAAUGGGUUCAAAUAAAAGAUGUAUAUAUUUAAUGGAAGCUUUAAAAAAAUUAAUUUGCGAUUUUCGAACAAAUGAGCCAGAUUUUUCAUUUGUAAAAGAAUUGAGUAUAUCUAUUGAUAAAAUAAUCAAUUUCAUUUAAAACUUUAGGGCUAUAUCUGAAGGGAUGAAUACUGCUUUUUAAUAUAUUAAAUAGUUAAUUGGAUAUUUAUAUAAUAGUCAAGUAUCUAUAGAAACCUAAUAAUAGUGGCUUUGUUAAUAAAUAAAUUAUUUUAUUAAAUAAAAAAUAUAUAAUGCUUAAGAAUUAAUUAUUUAAAUAGGUCUAUAAUUUAUUAAUAAUGGCGAUUAUAUUUUAAUAUAUGCACAUUCUUAAGUUGUUGAAAGUCUUUUAAUUUAAGCUCAUAAAAAAGGAAAAUAAUUCACUGUUAUUGUUGUAGAUAAUCCUCCUUUUAAUGAAGGGAAAUAACUUUUUAAUAAUCUAACUAAGUAAGGAAUUUAAUGUAUAUAUACUUUACUUUCUAAUGUACCUUAUUUUAUAAAAAAAACCUCUAAAAUUUUCGUUGGAGCUUCUUCUAUGUUGAAAAAUGGUUCUUUAGUUUCUCGUGUAGGAACUGCACUACUAUCUUGUGUUUCUAAAGAACAUAGAAUUCCUUUCCAUGUUUUUUGUGAAAGUUAUAAAUUUUCAGAAAAAAGUUAACUUGAUUCUUUAUCAUAAAAUGAAUUAAAUGUAUAAAGAUAAACAACAAAUAUAAAUAUUAUUGAAAUCAAUCUAAGAUAUGAUUUAACUCCAUGUUAAAACAUUAAUAUGGUUGUCACUGAAAUUGGACCAGUUCCACCUACUUCUGUUCACACUAUUAUUAGAGAAUUUACAAGUAAUGAUUAUGUUGGGAAAAUCGAAUUACCUAAAGAAUGA
Ichthyophthirius multifiliis is the source of this 1165-nucleotide messenger RNA. RefSeq lists its product as hypothetical. The record is from RefSeq and is a predicted model, not a curated record. The annotation marks the transcript as partial. NCBI's taxonomy places the organism in Eukaryota, Ciliophora, Oligohymenophorea, Hymenostomatida. The transcript is spliced from 5 exons.